Brachypodium distachyon (stiff brome) is the source of this 918-nucleotide messenger RNA. Its product is annotated as zinc finger protein 3. Gene Ontology annotation, molecular function: DNA-binding transcription factor activity. The record is from RefSeq and is a predicted model, not a curated record. Lineage: Eukaryota; Viridiplantae; Streptophyta; Magnoliopsida; Poales; Poaceae. The transcript has 2 exons. The coding region runs from base 235 to 690 and encodes 151 amino acids.
UUCAACCAUGUCGUAUCUAUCACAGCAUCACUCUUCUGGAAGCUGCCGGCACAGUUACAGCUAGCUAACUAACUCGGGGCUUGCAUAUAUAAUUGGCCCAUCCUACCCAACCAGUGGAGCACCCAAAUUAAAGGUCGUGGAUCCAGUGGUACCUGCAGCUAGCUAGUGUAUAGGACUCCUCAGCUGAAUUCAGCUCAGACCUCAGGUGCCACUCUCUCUCUGCUGGCAUUUGGAAUGGAGUGGCCGUCUUCGUCUCCGCUGACGACGAAGGUGGAACUUUCGCUGAGGCUGGAGCCGGCGGGCGGCGGCGGCGACUCCGUGGCGCCGACGGCGCGCGUGGGCUGCAAGGACGUGCGUCUGUUCCCGUGCCUCUUCUGCGACAAGACGUUCCUCAAGUCGCAGGCGCUGGGCGGCCACCAGAACGCGCACAAGAAGGACCGGGUCGGAGCCUGGAACCCGCACGUCUACGCCUGGGACGCCGCCCCCGUGGCCGCCCACGGCGGCGGCAGCAGCAGCUCAGCGGCCAUGGCCAUGGAAGUGCGCCAUGGAGGAGUGGCAGUGGCAGUGCUGCCUGACAGCGGCCAUGGAGGUGUUGUCUGGAACAGGGGCAUCAUCGACGCUGCGCCGUCGAUGGCCGCCGUGCCCGCGCGGUCUGGCACUGGCGAGCUUGACCUCGAGCUUAGGCUGUAAUUCAGCUGAGCUGAGUUUGAUAUAUUCUGCCCCCUGCCCCCCUCACAACAAGGUCAGGAAUGUGUGCAUCGCAGGGAUUUUUUCAUGGCAAAUUUUGGAUAAUUAGUUCCUGGCAGAAUGUACGGUUACUUGUCAGCAUUGCGACCUCGGGUUGUUGUAUAAAUAAUUUGCAAACGGAUCGAUCGGAUGCACCUGAGCCCAUUUAAAUACAAGCAGCUGGCUGUUUCU